GCCAGAGCAAGGAUUCCUGGGGAGACCCCAGCAGUUUCUGGAGCUAGAGCAACAGAGAGACGCCUUCGGGGCAGCAACAGUGUUACUAUUAGGGGCAGGGCUGCAAUUGUGCGAAACUUUUCUAUUGUUGUAGAGCUUGGUCCAGAGCAUAUGCUCUUGCCAUUGACAGAGGGGUGUUGUGACGAACAAUUCACCGCCUUGAGCCCGGCAUUGCAGGGACGCCACAAUGCAAGCGGUUCAGCUAUCCUCCAGCCGCUUCGGUCCUUUUUUGAAAGGUCGUCUCCACCAUGUCAAUGAGACUGGGAGGUGGUCAGAUAAUGUGCCACUUGUCCAAAAUGGGCUCUCAAACAGGCGGCUAUGCAUGCAAGCUGGUCGGCAAGCUAAUGGGGGGCCAGGAGACAGAUUAUGGUUGUGCAGUCAGACAUCCUCCGUACAGGCAUUUCGCGUGGUGACCGCCUCCAAGCACCGGCAAGUAGCAAGGAGGGCCGCCGACGGGGGAUCAGUCCAGGCUACUCUUGAGACCACAGAGGCCCCCCCCAGAGGGCCCCCUCCCUCGGCGCCUGUAAAGCAAGAGAGUGAAGUGAGGGUUGUGGACAUUGGCCCAGACACGUUCUCUUUAAGGGGGUACAGCCAAGACAGGCUCAAGUUCGAGAUUGAGUACAACCUGAAAAGAGGCACCACCAACAACUCCUAUCUGAUCCAAGCUCAAGACGGGACCGCCCUCAUCGACGUACCUGACCAGGCGUGGACCGACGCUUUCGUUGAGCAGCUGAAGACCAAAGUUGGGAUUGAUGACAUCACGUACCUCAUCUUGGGGCACUUCAGCCCGAAGCGAGCGGACAGUCUGGUGGCGCUUCUGAAGGAGCGCUCCUCCAACGCUCCGCCUCUGAAGGUCCACUGCUCGAAUCCUGCCCGCAACGCUCUGCUCGAGUUGGAUAACAAAGAGCCGGGGCUGACCGAGAAGCUGGACAUCAAGGUUGCAAAGGCGGGGGAUCAAUUGGACCUUGGUGGCGGUCACCAGCUUCGCUUCUUCCUGACCCCCACGCCCAGAUGGCCCGAUGGGAUGAUGACGUACGAUGCUGCGUCCAAAAUUCUCUACACGCACAAACUCUUCAGUGCCCACGUGGCAAGCGAGAACGAUUUUGACCGGGGGGGCUGGGAGGCGUUUGGCGUUGACUGGAAAUACUACUUCGACUGCAUGCUGGCACCAGUUGCGCGCCAGGCCGCCGCUGCAUUGGAGAAGCUCCCAAUUGCAGCCCAGAUCAAGGGCGUCUCAUACGCUGGGCUUCGGGGAGUGGAGAUUGUGAAGGCCGAUGCGAAGUUCAUCAGCCAAGUGCUGCGCAGCUUCUUGAAGCUUCCAGAAGGCGAGCCGGCGGCGGCGGAGGGCGUCAUCGUCGUGAAAGCUCUGGCACCCAUCCAUGGACCAGUGGUGCGGUCGACUGUGACCGAGCUCGUCAGAGAGUACCGGGAGUGGACUGCGGCCCAGAUUCAGCUGGCUACGGAAGCCAGCAUUGCCGUCAUUUACGCGUCAGCGUACGGAAACACAGCAGCCCUGGCGCAAGCCAUCAGUCGUGGAGUAUCCAAGGCUGGCGUCAGCAUCGAGACGGUGAACUGCGAGCAGAGCAGCGCCUCUGAGGUCGCGGAGAUUGUGUCCAGAAGCGACGGCUUCGUGGUUGGCAGCCCAACGCUGGGGGGCCACAUGCCCACGCCCGUGCAGCUGGCACUGGGCGCGAUCCUGAAGGACCCCGACGCGCGCGCCAAGCCGUGCGGCGUGUUUGGCAGCUUCGGCUGGAGCGGAGAAGCGGUCGACGAGCUGGAGCAGCGCCUCAAGGACGGCGGCUUCGACUUCGCCUUCCCCGCCAUUCGCUGCAAGUUCAAGCCAACCGAGUCGAUGCUCCAGACCUGCGAGGAGUCGGGGACCGACCUCGCGCAAGCGGUGCGGAAAGCCAACACGCGCGCUCGCAAGUCCAAGGAGAAGACUGCCACGUCACUAGCGUCAUCAGCAGUGGAGCAGGCGGUGGGGCGCGUGGUGGGGUCGCUGUGUGUGUUGGUGUCGCGGGACGGGGAUGCAGAGAGCGCGAUGCUCGCGAGCUGGGUUAGCCAGGCGUCGUUCAACCCGCCCGGGUUAACAGUCGCGGUCGCAAAAGAUCGUGCCGUGGAGGGCCUCGUGUUGGAGGGCGGCCGUUUCACGCUCAACGUGUUGGGUCAGGAUAACGCGGGCAAGGUUAGCAAGCAGCUGCUGAAGCCGUUCAAGCCGGGCGAGGCGCGCCUGCAGGGGCUGGAGACACAGGAAACCGAGAGCGGGGGGGUCGUUCUGAACGACGCGAUUGCCUACCUUGACUGCAUGGUAAAGAGCCGAAUGGAGACGGGGGAUCACUAUGUUCUGUACGCAAUUGCAGAGAACGGGAAACUGCAGAACGACCGUGUGCUGACCGCUGUUCACUAUCGGAAGACCGGGGCCCGGUAUUGAGGACCAUUGCAAGCUUCCGUAGUCUAUCCCCGUGCUUGGAUAUUCAAGACUUCCAAUUGGGUUGAUGCUCCUUCUUGUUUCUGUUGAUAGACGACAUUGAAUGCUCCCGGCUUGUGGUCGCGUGUACAAAUACUCAGGGAUCAGUGUUGCGUUCAGAUCUGUCUUCGGGACUGAACGAACUCCUUGCCUUUCUGUAUGGGUUGCUCGACAGUUUCGCAUCGCAUGUAGUGACUUUGAUUCAGGACACGCCAUGACACGGAUCAUUGCAUGGACAACAAUAGUGAUUCGUAGUAAUCCACGCAUGGCAGCUUGGGUAUUGGCAUG
Molecule: messenger RNA, 2794 nt
Organism: Klebsormidium nitens
Lineage: Eukaryota; Viridiplantae; Streptophyta; Klebsormidiophyceae; Klebsormidiales; Klebsormidiaceae
Source: the annotation of a GenBank genome assembly